GCGUAUACUUGAAAAUUCUCGAAAAUAUCAGUAGUGGGAAAAUAAUAACUAACUGAAGCGUUGGUAGGAGAGAGAGAACGAUACACUAUUUGUUUCACUUAGUCGGAACACCUUCCACUUUAAGAAACUGUCCAUAUAGAAAUAUUACGUAUGUGAUUCUGUCACAAAUAAUUUAGUGUCAUGAAUACCAUAACCUGAAAACAAAAUAUGUGCCUUUUGAAUGUGUACUUUUCUUUAAGAAAUAAUUUUUGUCAUGGGAUGAAAAACCUCCUAUUUUACAAAAAUGUUAAUAAAUUAUGCAAUGCAUCCAGUUCAAACUCUUUUAAAAUCUUAAAUAGAGAGUACGCUGCAGUUCAGUGUUUACUGCAGCGUUCAGGUUUAAGAGACAUAUCCCAAAUUUCUGGGUAUAUAAAUAACCGAAAACUUCAUUCUACUAAGAAGUUCGAUCAAGCAACAAAUCAAGGACCUUCAGAAAAUUCUGGGAAACCACCUGAUAGAGAUGAUGACAAGGAUAAAAUUUCGUCUUUACUUGCAAAAGCUUUUUUGUGGAUGCUAACUGCCUAUAUGUUUAUCGCAAUAAUGUCAUUAAUGUUUCCAGGAACUAAUCAACCAGAGAUAGUUCGAUAUGUGUCUUGGAAUGAAUUUUUGUAUCAAAUGCUGGCCAAAGGAGAGGUAGAAAGAAUUAUAGUAAGGCCAGAUAUUGAAAUAGUCACAAUAAUACUACAAGAAGGCGCUAUUGUUAAAGGAAAGAGAGUGGAAAAUAGAACGUUUCACAUGAAUGUGGUAGAUGUGAAUAAAUUUGAGGAUAAAUUGAGGGAAGCAGAAAGACGUUUGGGUAUAACAGAUGGAGUGCCUAUUAUUUAUGAAAGAAAUACUGACACCGCAGGAAAGCUACUCAUUUCAUUGCUCGUAGUAGGGUUGCUCAUAUCCUUAUUAGCUAGAAGCAAAAGCAUUCGUCCCCCAAUUAGUAUUGAUUCAAUAACACAAUUAGGCCGUGCUAAAUUUACCUUGAUUGAUCCAUUAAAGGGGCCAGGAAAGGGCGUACACUUCUCUGAUGUGGCUGGUUUAAGAGAAGCCAAAUUAGAAAUUAUGGAAUUUGUUGAUUAUUUGAAAAGACCUGAACACUACAAGAAUUUGGGAGCUAAAGUUCCAAAAGGUGCUCUUUUGUUAGGACCGCCAGGUUGUGGAAAAACAAUGCUAGCCAAAGCUGUUGCAACAGAAGCUAAUGUGCCGUUCUUAUCUAUGAAUGGAUCCGAAUUUAUUGAAAUGAUUGGAGGGCUUGGAGCAGCUAGAGUAAGAGAUUUGUUUAAAGAAGCUAGGAAGCGUGCUCCUUGCAUAAUCUAUAUAGAUGAAAUUGAUGCAGUGGGACGUAAACGAAGUGGUAGAUUGGGUACUGAAGGCAUCAGUGGUGAAAGUGAACAAACCCUCAAUCAACUGUUAGUUGAAAUGGAUGGUAUGGCAAGUAAAGAAAGUGUCAUCAUGCUGGCUAGUACAAACAGACCAGAUAUAUUAGACAAAGCACUAUUACGUCCUGGAAGAUUUGAUAGACAUAUUUUGAUAGAUUAUCCCGAUUUAGUAGAAAGGAAGCAGAUUUUCGAACAACACCUUAAAGGAAUUUCAUUAGAGCAAUCACCUGAAACAUAUUCUAAACGAUUGGCUUAUCUUACACCAGGUUUGAGUGGUGCUGAUAUUGCUAAUGUCUGCAAUGAGGCGGCACUACAUGCAGCUCGUAAAAAAAAGAAGAAAGUUACAAAGGAAGAUUUGGAGUAUGCCAUAGAGAGAUCAGUGGGAGGAACAGAAAAACGAAAUCAUGCUAUGUCACCACAGGAAAAGAGAGUUGUUGCGUAUCAUGAAUCUGGACAUGCUUUAGUAGGUUGGCUUCUGGAACACACUGAUGCUCUCCUUAAGAUAACUAUUGUACCACGUACGAGUUUGGCUCUUGGGUUUGCUCAGUAUAUUCCCAGAGAUCAGAAAUUGUAUACUAAAGAAGAAUUAUUUGAUAGAAUGUGUAUGACUUUAGGAGGUAGGGCUGCCGAGGCGAUAAUUUUCAAUAAAGUCACAACUGGUGCCCAAAAUGAUCUUGAAAAAGUAACGAAAAUGGCUUAUGCUCAAGUUAAAGAAUUUGGUAUGAAUAAGACAGUUGGUUUAGUUAGUUUUCCAGAACAAGAAACUAAAGAACUUGGGCGAAAACCUUACAGUAAAACAUUAACAAAUUUAAUAGAUGCCGAAGUCAGAACUUUAGUAAGUCAAGCUUAUCAAUAUACAGAACAAGUUUUAAGAAAAAACAAAGAAAAACUUGAAAAGUUAGCCGAAACUUUAAUUGUAAAAGAAACCUUAAACUACGAUGACGUUGAAAAGUUGCUUGGCCCACCACCUUUUGGCGAAAAGAAAUUAAUCGAACCUGCGGAAUUCGAGGAAAGUCUCAGAAAAGAUGCUGGUGAUUACGAUGUUUCAAAAAAUGAUAACAGUAGUGUAACUACUGCCAAAUCUUAGUUUUGUAUAAUAAAAAUUAUAGAAAAAUAUAGUAUCCAAUAGAAA
Diorhabda sublineata is the source of this 2538-nucleotide messenger RNA. RefSeq names its product paraplegin (gene Spg7). Bases 208 to 2493 code for a protein of 761 amino acids. The record is from RefSeq and is a predicted model, not a curated record. Gene Ontology annotation, biological process: mitochondrial protein processing; protein-containing complex assembly. Gene Ontology annotation, cellular component: membrane; m-AAA complex. Gene Ontology annotation, molecular function: metalloendopeptidase activity; ATP binding; ATP hydrolysis activity. The transcript is spliced from 4 exons. NCBI's taxonomy places the organism in Eukaryota, Metazoa, Arthropoda, Insecta, Coleoptera, Chrysomelidae.